GGUGCCGGGCCGGGAGCAGGCGGUGGCAGCGGCGGCACCAUGGGCCGGGCCCGGCGCUUCCAGUGGCCGCUGCUGCUGCUGUGGGCGGCCGCGGCGGGGCCAGGAGCAGGACAGGAAGUACAGGCAGAGAAUGUGACAGUGGCUGAGGGAGGGGUGGCCGAGAUAACCUGCCGUCUGCACCAGUAUGAUGGGUCCAUAGUUGUCAUUCAGAACCCAGCCCGGCAGACCCUCUUCUUCAAUGGCACCCGCGCCCUGAAGGAUGAGCGUUUCCAGCUGGAGGAGUUCUCCCCUCGCAGAGUGAGGAUCCGACUCUCAGAUGCUCGCCUGGAAGACGAGGGGGGCUACUUCUGCCAGCUCUACACGGAGGACACCCACCACCAGAUUGCCACGCUCACUGUGCUGGUGGCCCCAGAGAAUCCUGUGGUGGAAGUCCGGGAGCAGGCGGUGGAGGGCGGCGAGGUGGAGCUCAGCUGCCUGGUUCCUCGGUCUCGGCCUGCCGCCGCCCUGCGCUGGUACCGCGACCGCAAGGAGCUGAAAGGUGUGAGCAGCAGCAAGGAAAAUGGGAAGGUGUGGAGCGUGAAGAGCACUGUGAGGUUCCGUGUAGACCGCAAGGACGACGGCGGUAUCAUCAUCUGCGAGGCGCAGAACCAGGCGCUGCCCUCGGGACACAGCAAGCAGACGCAGUACGUGCUGGAUGUGCAGUACUCCCCCACGGCCCGGAUCCAUGCCUCCCAGGCUGUGGUGAGGGAGGGAGACACGCUGGUGCUGACGUGUGCUAUAACAGGGAAUCCCAGGCCGAAUCAGAUCCGCUGGAACCGCGGGAAUGAGUCUUUGCCGGAGCGGGCGGAGGCGGUCGGCGAGACGCUUACGCUGCCUGGGCUGGUAUCUGCAGAUAAUGGCACCUACACUUGCGAGGCGUCGAACAAGCACGGCCACGCGAGGGCGCUCUAUGUGCUCGUGGUCUACGACCCCGGUGCGGUGGUAGAGGCUCAGACGUCGGUGCCCUACGCCAUUGUGGGCGGCAUUCUGGCGCUAUUGGUGUUUUUGAUCAUAUGUGUGCUGGUGGGCAUGGUCUGGUGCUCGGUCCGGCAGAAGGGCUCCUAUUUGACCCACGAGGCCAGUGGUUUGGAUGAGCAGGGAGAAGCAAGAGAAGCCUUCCUCAAUGGCAGCGACGGACACAAGAGGAAAGAAGAAUUCUUCAUCUGACCCCACCUCUACCCCAGGCCUGGGCCUGGGCUGGGGUCCACCCCACUGCCAGCUGCAAAGACAUUUACCAGAGUCUGGGAUGGUGGGCAUCUCCUCCCACCACUAACACCUCAGACGUUUGGGCAGGGAUGGGGGUGUCAGAUGCCUGGGUCUCAGCCAGGGCCAGAAGCAAGGUCCCAGAGAUCUGGGUCCCCCAGGGGGCAGGGGCCAAAGGUCCAAAUCCCCCAAGUCCAGGGAGGGUGGUAGGGAUUGGGUUAGGGAAGAUAAGUGGGGGAAGGCCAGGGCCCCUAGGCUGCAGAACCAGGUCUUGUGGGGAGGGGAUCAGAUUUGGGGAAGGGUGGGGUGGGCAGGG
Pteronotus mesoamericanus is the source of this 1558-nucleotide messenger RNA. It is a transcript of the gene CADM4, whose product is annotated as cell adhesion molecule 4. The transcript has 9 exons. Bases 40 to 1206 code for a protein of 388 amino acids. NCBI's taxonomy places the organism in Eukaryota, Metazoa, Chordata, Mammalia, Chiroptera, Mormoopidae. The record is from RefSeq and is a predicted model, not a curated record. Gene Ontology annotation, cellular component: cell-cell contact zone. Gene Ontology annotation, molecular function: vascular endothelial growth factor receptor 2 binding. Gene Ontology annotation, biological process: negative regulation of peptidyl-tyrosine phosphorylation; regulation of Rac protein signal transduction; regulation of wound healing.